AACUUUUAAGACUAAUCAUAACGGUUUAUUUACAUUUAAAUUAAUCAACGAUUUUUUUCGCGACUCACAACUUGGUUUAAUUUUGUUGAACUGUUUGACAACAAAUCAAACAGACUUAAUUUUUUUUAAUUUAAUUGUUUUAAUUCAACUAAAAUGGUUGUUUAUUGUCAGUUUAAAACUUUAUUAUUUGACCACGGAGAAACUUACUAUUGCGGUCUAAUUAAUAAGACACAGCCUCCAGGGAACAGAAGACUAGAUAUUGCUCGAACUCACGAGUGUAAUAAGACAAACAAUGAUGUAAAUCAUAUUAAGUUUGAUAAUUGUAUAGUUACAUCAAUUCCACAAGAACUUACAUUAAUAUUUCCAAAUUUGAAGAAUCUGGUGAUUUACAAUUCCAAAUUAAAGAAAAUUAGCAAAAAUGAUCUGAUUGAUUACAGAAAUUUGGAAAUUAUUUCUUUUGUUGAAAAUGAAAUAGAAUUUCUACCUGGAGAUUUAUUUCAGCAUUUUAAACAUUUAAGUAUUAUAAAUUUCAAAGGAAAUAAGUUGACUUUAAUUGAACCAAACAUUUUAAACGGGUUAGAAGAACUCAAAAUGGUCAAUUUUUCUGAAAAUCCACGUUAUGAAAAUUUUUUUUCAAUUUAUCCUGUUCAUAAUCCGAACGCAACUCUUGAAGAAGUCAAAAAUGAAUUAUAUGAAAAGUUCUACUCAAGAUAUGAUUUUCUUCAAGAUUUAAAAAACUCCGAAGAACAUUUAAAAUUAAAAAAUAAUCAGUUGAAGAAAAAAAUGGAAAACAUGUUAACGAAUCAUUUGACUUACGAUGUAACUGCUGAUUUUAAAAACUUCAUUCGUGAUGAAAAUUCCAAAGAUUUCAAAAUUAUAAUAGACGAUCAAGAAUUCUUAGUUCAUAAGUUUUUGCUGAUUAUUCGAAGUCCAACUUUGGGAGAUAUUUUACGUAACAAUCCAGAUGUUGAAAGCCUCAACUUGGUUGAUAUUCCAAUUCCUAUUUUUGAAAAAAUUUUGAAAUGGUUCUACACUGAUGAACUAGCAUUUGAGAAUAAAUCAAGUGCACUGCCCAUCUUUGCUGCUGCCGGACGUUUAAAACUUAAAAAACUUAUUGAUUGCGCUGCUGAAAAGCUUCUUGAUCAAGUUAAUCCAGAAAAUGCAUUGGAAAUUCUCAAUUUGAGUGCCAAGUUUCAGAAAUAUGAGUUGAAGAAAAAAGCUUUUGAAGAAGUUAAGAAGAAAUAUCCAAAUUUCAAGUUUAGGGAUGAAUUGUUGGAAAAUCCUGAUAAAUUGAAGUUUAUUAUUGACAUGUUUAAGGAUAAAGAAGAAGCAAACAGAAAGUUUGAGGAAAAUUUGAAGAAAAUGGCGAUAAUGGAUUAAUGACUCUGAUAAAUGUUCAAGUUUUAAUUUUAUUAAUAUGUAAUAGCAAGUAUAAUUCUUAAGACAACAUUCUAGAGCCUAUGUUUCACUUCUUGAGUUUCAUCGUAUGAUAAAGCCAAGACUCUCUUUUGACAGCACUGCUCUAGAGUGUUGUUUGGACAUCCAAAAAGUUAAACUAUUAAUUAAGUUUACACUAGAAAAACCUAAUGUAUAAUCUAGACACAAGAGAAGGUAGUUCCCUACUGGUAACUCUAGUGAUAGCCAUUUAAAUUCAUUUUUCUAAAAUUACUUAUAGAGUCUUGCCUUGUUCUUGAGAACAAGUUGAUUAUAUGUAACCAGCAUAAACAGUCCCAAAUAAAAAAUAACCGAAUUUUAAUACACUACCAAAUAUUUU
Chironomus riparius is the source of this 1774-nucleotide messenger RNA. The record is from the annotation of a GenBank genome assembly. NCBI's taxonomy places the organism in Eukaryota, Metazoa, Arthropoda, Insecta, Diptera, Chironomidae.